CUGACCAGUAACAAACGUGUCACCCCCAGUCUAAGUCGUGAAUAAGAACCAUUUCCUAUAAAAUGACGAAAAAUGGAAAUACCGCUAAUCUAUUGACUGUUCCAACUGAAGAACCUUUGGGAACAAAGAGUCUGAAAGGCAGCUCUGUGACAAUCAAUGUUCCACCGGUAAGUUCACCAAACACAAGAAGGAGGAUUUCAGCAAUAUCUGCACAAGACAUAUCAAUGGCUCUCAAAACUGUUGCUCUUCAACAACAACAAUUACAACAGACUACAAAAAAUGGAAAAACAGUAAAAUUAAACAAAAAGAAUAAAAAAUCUCGAAAAAGAAGCAAAUUCUCGAGCGGUGCUAUCUUUCUGUGUCUUCUUGUUGCUAUUGCAGCAGUUGGCCUUUCUGCAUAUUUAUAUGGCGAGGUCCGAAGAAUUGAUCAGAAACUUAUGCUAAUGACGGGAGACUUGGACAGGAAAGCUGACGUUAUAGUUCAAAGUCUUCUUAAAGAUUGUUCUUACGCAACUCCGUGGGAUAGAAUACACGGAAUAACAAGAGUCUAUCCGGUUGCUUAUCCGUAUGGAAUUGAAGUUUACUGUGACGAAAAGACAGAUGGUGGCGGAUGGACGGUCUUUCAGCGUAGAUUACACGGAAAAGAAAAUUUUCAGAGAAAAUGGAACGCAUACGUGAAAGGAUUCGGAGAACUUGAAGAAGAAUUUUGGAUGGGUCUGGAAAGAAUUCAUCAGAUUUCAUCAGAUCUGGGAUUUGAGUAUGAAUUAAGAAUAGAUAUGAAAGAUUUCGAUAACAACACUGCUUAUGCGCAAUACAGUAAAUUCCGCGUUGGACCGGCAAGUUCUGGGUACGAAUUAUUCGUCAAUGGCUACAGCGGAACAGCUGGUGAUUCCUUGCAAGUGCAUAAUAGGAUGAAAUUCACUACAACCGAUCAAGAUAAUGAUCUAGACAGAGAGAAAAAUUGUGCACUAUAUCAUCAUGGGCCAUGGUGGCACAGAUCUUGUCAUAGUUCUAAUCUUAACGGAAGAUAUAAACAUGGAGUACAUAAAACAUACGCAGAUGGAGUAAACUGGCGACAUUGGAAAGGAGAUUAUUAUUCACUCAAGUUUGUUGAAAUGAAGAUGCGAAGGAAAAUUUGACUUUAAGUUUAUCGUUUCUUCCGAUUUAUAGUUCGAAAGCUAUAUUUUAGAAGAUGCAGUACCUAUGGUGGUUGUAUUUCCUUGUUAACGAAAACUGUGAAAGUAUAUACCUAUUAUUUGCUUGCUUAUUGCCUUCCGUGGUUGUCAACAAUCGAGGCAUCACGAAGAGAUGACACAAAAGCAUUCAAUCCGCUAAUUCGCGGAAAAAUAGUGCAAAAAUAUUUUUGUCCAUCUGAUUAGUUCAUUUAUUAACACUUUUCAUUUUAAAUUGGUAUUUAAUUGAAUAUUUGCACUAUUUACUGAUGCAAUAUAAAUAACAGUUGAUUCUGGGGAUACACCUGAAUUUUGAACUUGCAUAUUCAAAGUGAGUCUGUCUUCAUCAACGUUGAUUUAUUCUUCUGAUCUUGCCGUCUUUUUAUUUUUGUGCAGUAAAUACAAUUUAUAUAUGUACAACCGGUAAAUGCAGUAACACCAUAAAUCGAUCAAAGUAUAAAAUCAUGAUGCAUUUAUUUUUUCAAAUUGUGGCAAUGACAGUUGGUAUAUAAAAGUGUUUGUUGCCGGGAUAAUGUUUUAGUCAAACUAUAUACGGUCAUGGCAAUUUUCACUUACGGUAAUUCAUAGGGGACCAAUGUGAUAAGUAGCAAGCAGCCAUUUAAAAGUAUAAGUCCUAUCCACGAAAACACGAUAUUAUGUUGAAACUAGAGCGUCAGCGAUGACAGUCGUACAUGCGAGAAACGUCUUAGAUCACAAAAUAGUUUGCGUUACCUUGUUGCACACGCGGAAUCGUGAGCAAACUACGCAAAACGUGAUGUCUGGUAUUGAAACCGUGAAGUCCGAUUCGCCGACUAUACAACAUACCGGUGCAUACAACAUGCAGGUUGUAUAAGUGCAACAUGAUCAUGAACUUGUAUUAAAGGUCAAAGGAUUUGGAGUUCAAAUCGGUAUUGAAAGUUUCAUGGUUUCGCAUGCAUUAGAAUUUAGAUGAUAAAUUUGUACACAAAUGUGCCUAAUUUGCACACAUAUAUGUAUAUAGACAUUGAAUUAGGUGCUUCAAUUCCACUAACUUCUGAUUUGGCUCAAACGUUGGCUGGAAUAAAAUUACGAUUAACAAAUAUAGUGAAAACAUAGAUAGGCAUAGGUAAAGCAUAUUUAUGAUUAUAAUUUUAUAGAAAUAAACUAAUUUAACCCGAAUAAAAAACAAAGUCUUCGAACGAAUAAACCCUAA
Styela clava is the source of this 2364-nucleotide messenger RNA. RefSeq names its product microfibril-associated glycoprotein 4-like. The record is from RefSeq and is a predicted model, not a curated record. Lineage: Eukaryota; Metazoa; Chordata; Ascidiacea; Stolidobranchia; Styelidae.